AUGUCUACAACUUACACUUUAGAAUUGAUUUCUGAGAUCAAAAACCAAUUGUUGGAUACUUCGGUUGACUCUGGGCAUGGUCAUUCCCGUCUUCUCCAGCUUGUGGAUGAACUUAAACUAGCUGUUGAAACACCUACAGAGACCAUUCUGCGUCUCAUAUAUCAGACCUUGGAAUCUUUCCAUUACUGGUCAACGCCGAAACAAAAAGCGGCAUUUCGGCCACCAAUCUCGCUAGAGACACUUGGGGGAUCGAGGAUUAACGGAUAUACCAAGACACCGCCCUGGAGGUCGGCACUAACAGGAACGGUGAACCGUAAUUCGCCUUAUGAGGGUGAUGACCGCAAUCGGGCUAUGCGCUACUUCGGAACCGGAGAAGACGUGAAGGUGUGCCUCGCAUGUGAGAAAGUCCCCCCCCCCCCGGCCCUAAUAUUGAGGAUUUGGAGAUUAAUAUUCAAUUUUAGCUUUGACCUGACCGUUCCGACUGUCUCCAAGCUUCCUGAAUAUUUCAACUUCACGGUUCCAGGAACCCCCAAGAAUAUUCUACUUCCCUCAUAA
Penicillium waksmanii is the source of this 555-nucleotide messenger RNA. RefSeq lists its product as uncharacterized. The transcript is spliced from 4 exons. The record is from RefSeq and is a predicted model, not a curated record. The coding region runs from base 1 to 555 and encodes 184 amino acids. NCBI's taxonomy places the organism in Eukaryota, Fungi, Ascomycota, Eurotiomycetes, Eurotiales, Aspergillaceae.